This is a messenger RNA of Puccinia graminis f. sp. tritici CRL 75-36-700-3, 1371 nucleotides long. RefSeq lists its product as uncharacterized. Gene Ontology annotation, molecular function: nucleic acid binding; ATP binding; four-way junction helicase activity. The record is from RefSeq and is a predicted model, not a curated record. Lineage: Eukaryota; Fungi; Basidiomycota; Pucciniomycetes; Pucciniales; Pucciniaceae. Gene Ontology annotation, biological process: double-strand break repair via homologous recombination. The coding region runs from base 1 to 1371 and encodes 456 amino acids. The transcript has a single exon. Gene Ontology annotation, cellular component: chromosome; cytoplasm.
AUGCUCCGCUGUCUGGCUGCACCGGCUAUUUCCGACCCCCAAGGGACUGGGAUCCGAAUCGGACUGCUGAAGAAGAUUGAGAUGAAGGGCGACGAUGCAAUGAUGGCCGCUAUUGGCAAGUCGGCUUUCGAUCGUUACGGUCAACACGCGAGGGAGCAACAGGUUACGACAGCUUUCCACUUGGCACGCGGGAAAAAUACGUUCUUACUCGCGGGGACUGGUUUUGGGAAAUCUAGGAUACCUGAGAUAUACCACACUCUCUUACCCAAAUCAGCCAAUGGGGUGAUACUUGUAUUGAACCCACUGGAUGCACUAGGUGACAACCAGGUGCUGGAAAAGAAGAAAGCCGGGUUCUCAGCAAUCAACCUCACCAAAUUGACAUUCAAUGUGGAAGAAGCAAACAAUGUAGUCAAUGGGAAUUACAAUUUCGUGUACCUCAGCCCCGAGAUUUUCCUGAACUCUCGCCUGUGGGAUCAGGUCUACUUCUGCCCAAACUUUCAAAACCGCCUGGCUUUGGUCGUGAUCGAUGAAGCUCAUAUCAUAUAUCAAUGGGGUCUCGUCGAAUCUUCUAGCGGGAAGGACAAAGCGGUUGCACUUGGCCGCAUUGAAGACAUAGCAAUUUUCAGGCCUUGUUAUGGGAAGAUGGGUGGUCGGCUUCUGACUCGUAAUGGCAAACCGAUCUUAUUGAUGUCCGCUACUUGCCGGCCGAUUGCCGUGGAAGCAAUCAAAAAGAGCUUGAAAUUCGAUGACCAUAAUGUGUGUGUGGUGAGGGCGGAACUCACCAGACCGGAGAUUCGCAUCGUUCAGGUCCCAAUAACGUCUUCAAUGGCCGCUUGCACCGAGUUGGUUCAUUGGUUUGCACUCCAAUUGGACGUGCCGAAUGAAAAGGUUGUUCCGACUUUGAUAUAUAGUUCUACUAGAAACCGGACCUUGCAGGUGAUGAAGGUUGUUGACGAUGCUCGCGGGACACCUGGAAGUUCAAUGAGGCCAAAUGCGAUGCUGGUCCGGCGAUUCCACUCGUGCACUGGCGAGAAAGAUAAAUUGAGGGUCGUGGAGGAUUUCGCUGCGGGGAUAUUUCCGAUGAUAUCAUGUACGAUGGCUCUUGGGAUGGGUCAAAACUGGUCUCGAGUGCGUCGGGUGUUCCAGUUGGGGCGUGGUGAUCCAUCAGCAAUAUGUCAGAUGGUUGGACGGGCAGGGCGAGAUGGCCGACCGGGUUUAGCAAUAUUGUUUGUGGAGAAGACACGGAAGGGGGGGAAGAAUAAAGUGGCAGCGUUCGACUGGUCAAGGAAGGCUGGGGAGAAUGACCGAAUGGACGCCUUGGCGGUAACACCUGUGUGUCUGAGGAUAGCUUUUGCUAUUGAUAAUGCGUGA